GUGAAGAUUACAUGCUGGGGUCGUACAACUUGGGUGGGUUGGUUCGCCGAUAUAUUAAUACAAAUUGGGAAUUAAUUAGCUUACUUUAAUUAACUAACUACUUACUUUAAAGAAUCGUUUCAGCACGUCGGUUGACACAUCUGUGGAUGUAUGUAGUAGGCUAAUGUAACAAUGUUCCCGUGUUGCUCUUUAAGGUGCGAUAACUCAUGCCCUGCACGCCUAUAAUAACUAGCAUUAUUUUUUUAUUGCGGUUAUUUUUAAAAUCCAUGAAAAAUGAAGGCUAUUGAGGAGUCGUGUUGUGUUGUCACAGCAUCUGAGACGCACCUCGACCUCAGUCCUGAUUCUCAGAAUAAAGCAUUGAGUUGUAGUGGAGUGUUUGUAAACUCCCAGUCUGGAAUUGUAGUCUGCACUGGCAUUGUGUUUUCUGGCUUUAUAAAUGAACAUUUCGCGAAAAAUGAUUUAAAACCCUUGUAUUCUGAACAUUUUUGUAAAGACAUGAAAGUGUACGUAGAUUACACAAAGCGUACUGACGUUUCCGGAAACUAUAACCAGAGCAUAACGGACCGACCCGACGUGAUCCGCCAAGAGGCGAAAAUGUUAAUGAUGGUUAACUGUUUAGAGUUUCAAGACGCAUUUCAUAAAAUCUUCAAAAGGGCAGAUAACUGGGAUUUUUAUAGUGGCGGUGAGGACACAGGGGCUCAGGAAGACUCCAGGUUUCUAAGCUGGUUUGCUUUUCUUCAAGUGCCUACUUCAUCCACCUAUAGUGAAUCUGUGCCAUGGUUGAAGAGUUGCAAUCUUAAAAAGGGAUUUGCUGUCCUUGCCUGUGGAUCUCCUUUUGGUGGUCUCUGUCCAGAUCUUUUCAUGAACACCAUCAGUAAAGGUAUUGUGAGUAAUCUCGCCGGAGAUGAAAAUGCACUGAUCCUGACUGAUGCCCGCUGCUUGCCUGGCACCGAAGGAGGAGGACUGUUUGUUAGUCAAGAAGACAGAGCUUACCUUGUGGGUUUGAUCAUUUCACCACUAUGCUGGAAGUCAGAGGAAUGGAUUGGGUUGACAUUAGUGUGCUCAGUUCAUUUAAUUCUGAAAAAUAUGCUAAAGGCUGUUGAGUCUCAGGAGUCACAGACAAUGCCUUCAGAGUUCAUCAAUAAGUCUCUUCAAGCACCAUUAACAAACAAUGUCAGGUCAGUGUGUGUACAUUACCCAGAUGUGGCACUGAUCGAUGCUGGUUACUUGUGGGGUUCUGGUAUACUGCUAAACCAGCAAUUGGUACUGACCUGCAGGCAUGUGGUGAAAGACAAAUCGGUGCUUACAGUCAAAGCCAACAUGGGAGGAAGAUUUCAUACAGUGAGUGGUAAGGUGCUGUUCUCAUCAGCACCAUCAUCUCCCUAUGAUAUUGCUGUGGUGAAGCUUCAGGAGCCCGUCUUGAAUUUACAGACUCCCGGGUUUGCCACACAUUUUCACCCAGGUGAGGAUGUAGUUGUCAUCGGUUACGGGGCUUUAGGAGGUAGCUCUGGACCUUCCUUGACAUCAGGGAUCUUAUCCAGAGUCAUCACCCAUCAGUCACAGCCUGUGAUGUUGCAAACUACAUGUGCAGUACAGUCUGGAGCCAGUGGUGGCGCUGUUGUUCGUCCUAGCACUGGGGAACUAUUGGGAGUCAUGUCUAGCAACACAAGAGACUUUUCAGCAAAAGUGACAUAUCCUCACCUCAACUUCAGUGUCCCAGUGACAGUUCUUGAGCCGCUGCUGAGACUCUUUGCUCAAACUGGAAAUGCCACUGUGUUUAAGGCAUUAGACAACGCAGAGGAAGAUGUCAGAAAAACAUGGAGACUACAGAGCAUUCAAAGCAAGCUUUGAUUAUUCUCAUCAAUUCAAGUAUUUGUACAAGACAUUUGAAAAUGAAAUCAUGAGUGAAAAUAAUCAAUGCUUCAUAGUGGCAGGAAGUUGGAAGAAUGUGAUAAAGUUUCCUAGCAGUAUAACGAUAACAUAAAUGCUGUUUUUCAGGCUUGUAUUCCUGGAAAAGACAUGUAGUGCAUGGGUUAACAUUGGGCCCAACACCUUGACUCAGGAAAAAGGGCUUGAAUGAUUUAAACAUUCGCAAAUAUACCCUGCUUGAGUGCCUGCACAUCUAGAGUUGAUGUUUUUGUAAUUUUAUAGCAAAUAUUAGCAAAUUAAAAAAGUAUUUUAUGAUC
Molecule: messenger RNA, 2186 nt
Organism: Triplophysa dalaica
Lineage: Eukaryota; Metazoa; Chordata; Actinopteri; Cypriniformes; Nemacheilidae
Gene: tysnd1
Product: trypsin like peroxisomal matrix peptidase 1
Exons: 4
Coding region: 274-1851 (525 amino acids)
Biological process (GO): protein processing; regulation of fatty acid beta-oxidation
Cellular component (GO): peroxisome
Molecular function (GO): serine-type endopeptidase activity
Source: RefSeq, a predicted model, not a curated record